CUAUCUUCAUCUUCCACCAAAAACCCUAUAAAACCCUAGUGUCUGCAACACAGCCUCGUAAAUCUCUGCAGCGUCGCUUUUGCGCCGCUUCGCAACUUUCUACCAUCGACGAUUUGCCCUCUUUCUCGGAAAACAGGAUUCACUUCUCUUCUCCAUCAGAGGGAAACAUAAAUUAUUAAUUAUGGUGCAGUACAACUUUAAGAAGAUAACAGUUGUUCCCACCAGGGAUGAUUUCAUUGAUAUCAUCCUUUCCCGUACCCAACGUCAAACACCAACUGUUGUUCACAAGGGUUAUGCUAUCUCCCGCAUCCGUCAGUUCUACAUGCGUAAAGUGAAAUACACACAGCAGAACUUUCAUGAGAAGCUUUCAACUAUCAUUGAGGAAUUCCCCCGGCUCGAUGAUAUUCACCCUUUCUAUGGUGACCUUCUUCAUGUUCUCUACAACAAAGAUCACUACAAGCUUGCUCUUGGUCAAAUUAAUACUGCAAGGAAUCUCAUUGGUAAAAUUUCCAAGGAUUAUGUGAAAUUGUUAAAGUAUGGUGACUCACUUUAUCGAUGCAAGUCUCUGAAGGUUGCGGCUCUUGGCCGUAUGUGUACUGUAAUAAAGAGGGUGGGCCCUAGUUUGGCAUACCUUGAACAGAUCAGGCAGCACAUGGCUAGGUUGCCUUCAAUUGAUCCAAAUACAAGGACGAUUUUGAUUUGUGGGUAUCCGAAUGUGGGCAAGAGCUCGUUCAUCAACAAGAUCACUAGAGCUGAUGUGGAUGUCCAGCCCUAUGCUUUCACCACAAAGUCUUUAUUUGUCGGUCAUACAGAUUAUAAAUACCUAAGAUAUCAGGUAAUAGAUACACCAGGAAUCUUGGAUAGGCCAUUUGAAGAUCGAAAUAUCAUUGAGAUGUGCAGCAUCACUGCCUUGGCACAUUUAAGAGCUGCUGUGCUGUUCUUCUUGGAUAUUUCUGGGUCAUGUGGAUAUAGUAUUGCACAACAGGCUGCUCUUUUCCACAGUAUCAAGUCAUUGUUCAUGAACAAACCGCUGAUUAUAGUUUGCAAUAAAACCGAUUUGCAGCCGUUAGAUGGCAUAUCUGAAGAAGACAUGAAGUUGGUCAUGGAGAUGAAAUCUGAAGCUAUGAAGACUGUGAUAGGUCAAGGUGGGGAUUCUACAAAUGAUGAGGAGGUACUCUUGACCAUGAGCACUUUGACUGAAGAUGGAGUAAUUGCAGUAAAGAAUGUGGCUUGUGAGAGGUUAUUAAAUCAAAGAGUGGAAUUGAAAAUGAAGUCUAAAAAGAUAAGUGAUUGUUUGAAUCGCUUUCAUGUUGCAAUGCCAAAGCCACGCGAUCAGAAAGAAAGGCCACCUUGUAUACCUCAGGCAGUCUUGGAAGCUAAGGCUAAGAAAGAAGUGGAUCAGGAGAAGAGGAAGCUCGAGAGGGAUUUGGAGAACGAGAAUGGUGGAGCAGGUGUAUAUUCUGCUAGCUUGAGGAAACAUUAUGUUUUAGCAAAUGAUGAAUGGAAAGAAGACAUAAUGCCAGAAAUUCUUGAUGGGCACAAUGUAUAUGAUUUCGUUGAUCCCGAUAUCUUGCAAAGGCUCGAGGAGUUGGAGCAGGAAGAAGGUCUUCGUCAGGAUCAGGAUGAAGGUGAGGAUGUGGAUAUGGAUGGCACCGAACUGACCCCAGAAGAACAAGAAGCGCUGGCUGAGAUUCGUAAAAAGAAAAGUUUGCUUAUUCAACAGCAUAGGAUCAAGAAAAGCACUGCAGAGAGCAGACCAACGGUACCAAGGAAAUUCGACAAAGACAAGAAGUUCACAUCAAUGAGAAUGGGAAGGCAGUUAUCAUCUUUGGGGCUUGAUCCGACUCUUGCAAUUAACCGAGCUCGUAGCCAGUCAAGGGGACGUAAGAGGGAGAGAUCUCUUGACCGUGGAAAUAAUGAUGGUGGUGAUGCCAUGGAUUUGGAUGCCGAACAACCUAACAAGAAGCUUCGGACCUUGUCUAGAUCCCGAUCAAGAUCGAGGUCACGUCCACCAGGUGAGUUGGUCCCGGGUGAGGGAUUCAAGGAUUCUGCUCAAAAGGUGAAGGCCCUAAAAAUGGCUAAGAAAUCUGUCAAGAAGAGGAACAAGGAUGCUCGACGUGGAGAGGCAGAUAGAGUUAUUCCCACUCUGAAACCAAAACAUUUGUUCUCUGGGAAGCGCCCAAUUGGAAAAACCAGUAGACGCUGAUGAAAUUAAGGUGCAUCUUAUAUACACAUUUUGGACUUUUAUUUUAGGGAUUUCUCUUCAGCUUGUUUUUGUUUUUUCACUUUUCUGUUUUAUCUUUAGUCUUGGGGUGUGUUUUGCUUCUUGCAGCCAAGGGUGAUAUAUGUAUUGCUGAUAGGGUGCACUAUAAGCCUGCAGGCUGCAUUGUACUUGAUAUUGCACUUGGAGAUUCUGGGUCUAUGAUGUUGAACCAGCCAUUGUUUUGUUUUGUGUUGCUUUUUUUUUUUUUUU
Camellia sinensis is the source of this 2473-nucleotide messenger RNA. The record is from RefSeq and is a predicted model, not a curated record. Lineage: Eukaryota; Viridiplantae; Streptophyta; Magnoliopsida; Ericales; Theaceae.